GCUAAAUUCUUCAACCUAGAACCACCAUACAGCAAAAACUAUAACUAGGGAAAACAUCUCUGUUCAAAACUACCUUAGGACAUUGGAAACAGACACCAUGAAAAUAGCUCUCGUCUUUCUUUUCAUUGCCCCUUUUGCUAUUUCAAGUAAAAUUGACAAGGACUACUCUUCCAUUGAUUCUGCACCUCCUGAGCCAAACUCAAGAUUUGCCAUGUUAGAUGAUGUGCGGAUUUUAGCUAAUGGGCUUCUCCAGCUUGGGCACGGCCUUAAAGACUUUGUCCACAAGACCAAGGGGCAAAUGAACGACAUCUUUCAAAAACUGAACAUUUUUGACAAGUCUUUUUAUGAGCUCUCACUGCAAACCAAUGAAAUCAAGGUAGAAGAAGAAGAGCUCAGAAAAACAACUUCCAGAUUGCAGGCCAACAAUGAAGAGAUAAGGAAUAUAUCCCUCGAGCUGAACUCAAAGAUUGAAGACCUAUUACAAGACAAGAUCCAGCUUCAAGAGAAAGUAGGGGGGCUGGAAGAGAAAGUAAUUAAAUUAGUCCACAUCCAGCCUGAAGUUCAAGAACCGAAAGAAAUGACUUCACUCAAAAAUUUUGUACAGCAACAGGACAACCACAUUAGGCAACUUCUCAAAGUUGUACAAGAACAGCAUGCACAACUUGAUAAACAGCACAAUCAAAUAAAGGAGCUGGAAGAGAAGCUAAGCAAUACAAGUUUCCAAGAAAACACAGAGAGUUCAUUUUCUCUGAAGCAAACUGAACCAAAGAUCAUUCCCCUUCCUUCACAUAAUUCCACAGCUCCAGUUCAGGAAUUCAAUGGUGUUGCUACUGAUUGCACUGCCCUUUAUAAGAGAGGUGAACGGACGAGUGGCAUUUACUCUAUUAAACCCAACGGAUCUGAAGCUUUUAAUGUCUAUUGUGAAAUGAAAUCUGACAGCUCAUGGACAGUCAUUCAAAACAGAGUUGAUGGAUCACUAGAUUUCAACCAAACCUGGGAGAGCUAUGCAAAUGGUUUUGGAGAUCUCAAGGGGGAAUUUUGGUUGGGACUAGCGAAGUUAUAUUCCAUUGCUAACCAAGCUGACUACAUUUUACGUAUUGAGCUGAAAGACUGGAAAGAUAAUAAACGUUACGUCGAGUACACACUCACCCUGGGAAGCCCAGAAACAGACUACACACUUCAUCUUUCAGAGAUCUCAGGGAAUAUUCCCAACGCACUGCCUGAACAAACAAAACUGAGGUUCUCUAUGAUGGAUCAUGACAAUGCUACAAAGAGAGAUUUCAACUGUCCAGAAAGAUAUUCAGAUUUCAGAGUCCUAAGACACCACCUGAGCAUUAUUAUCCCAUUUCACAGGUGUGGAAAACUGAAGCACAGAGAUGCUAAGUGGCUGGUGGCACAGAGCGUGUGGGGAAACCAAUCUGAAUGGAAAAUAUAUCAAACCAAGAUCAGAAGGAAAACUGGAAAGGAGACGAGGAAUAUACUGGAAGCCUCAGAAAGGAAGAUUCUAUUUGAUCAAGUCAACCAAACUGAUGAUACAUCCUACGGAUUUAGAAACUUUUGAGUGAAACCUCAUUCUGAUGUGUUUAAUUGAACACAUAUUCACUGAACAUUAAACAUAACAUGAACUAAUAAUCAGGGCUGAAUGCCCAAAUACAAGGCAUUACAUAUAUUCCAUACUACUCAAUGAUACAACACGGAGGAGUCUGCUAUGGUCUUAUGGUAUAUUUUGAGAAUAUUAUUA
Molecule: messenger RNA, 1741 nt
Organism: Terrapene triunguis (Three-toed box turtle)
Lineage: Eukaryota; Metazoa; Chordata; Testudines; Emydidae
Product: angiopoietin-related protein 3
Exons: 8
Coding region: 98-1561 (487 amino acids)
Biological process (GO): phospholipid catabolic process; triglyceride homeostasis; cholesterol homeostasis
Source: RefSeq, a predicted model, not a curated record